Molecule: messenger RNA, 3480 nt
Organism: Thunnus maccoyii (southern bluefin tuna)
Lineage: Eukaryota; Metazoa; Chordata; Actinopteri; Scombriformes; Scombridae
Exons: 2
Coding region: 334-3480 (1048 amino acids)
Biological process (GO): DNA replication
Molecular function (GO): DNA binding; nucleotide binding; DNA-directed DNA polymerase activity
Source: RefSeq, a predicted model, not a curated record
GCCGGCCUCACCCGACGCAGAACAUCCCGGUUUUCAGCCCGAGACUGAGGACAACCGGCCGGGGAGCGUGCAUCGUCUGAAUGAAUCGGAUGACUCUGAGAGGAGAAGAGGAGGUGAAAGACUCAUCAGACGUGUGAGGAUGGUGGAACGGAGAAGAAAGUGGAAUCAGGACCGUCGACGGCAAGCUGUAAUUGGAAGAAAAAGCCUACAACACAGACGUUUGACUCUGACAAGAGAGCUUAUUUCCUUCUGUCGGUAUGUUAUAGCGAUGAAGUGAAAUGAUAUAACUUUUUUUUUUUUUUUUUUUUUUUUUGUAAACUGUAGUAAGAGAGUAUGGAUGAAGAAAUAGAUUUAGAGACUUUUUUUAAUCUUUGUCAACCCUCUGUUAUACCAUAUGAAUUAGAGACGACGGUUAGAGAAUUAAAUCAGACCCUAGGGACUUUAGAGCUAGAAUUAGACGAAGUAGCGGUCGUAGGUGAGAACUUUACGGACGCUUUAACAGAGCUUGAACAAAUUUGCCGUCAGGAAAACUAUUUUCAACCCUUACACAGCGCUCUUUACUGCUUAAAUCAGACCCCCUCCACUGACCCCGCACAGCAGAAUGAAUUGGAGGUACAAUUGGAAGGUCAGGAAGACCCCUCAGAGCAACGAGGAGGAGGAGGGGGAAAUCCGACUCAUGAAGCUGAGUCGAUUCCAGAUCCCCCUCCCCCAGCUACCCCUCCUUCUCCUCUCCCACCCACCCUUCCUUCUUCUCCCCCUGCCACCCCUCCAGAUCAGAGAGAUCCUGUAGACGCUAUAAACGUUGAAACCAUACGGCGUGACCGCUUCAAUAAUCUAGAGUUGAGAAGUCUUCUAAACUUUCCUCAGAUUGGGCGGGUAAUAGAUUAUGCUACAUUUUACCGCGAAGUCAUGAGAAGCCUUGAAAACCUGUUAGAGAGAGUGAUCCCAGAGCUUAGACCUAAUGAUAUGUUACAGUUGGAAUUGAUAGGUGAAAAUGUGCAGAGACACACCUCAGUCAACUAUCAAAAUGACGACGAAGCGGUUAUGGCGGCUUUUCAAUCCUUAGUGGAUCAAUUAGUACAAUCAAACGCAGCGAUUAUGGAAGAUGGGGGGUUAGAAUUAGUUGUGCAGGUGGUACAUAAUCACAGAGGGGGUGCCAAGAGAAAGUUGGAAAACACUUUAGACUGUGAAAUCCUCUCCAAGAAAGCUCCACAUCUGUAUGUGACAAACAACUCGAACAACCAACUCUGUUUCGCCGUCAGUUUAGCUCAUCUGAUCGAUUCUAAUCUUACAGAUAGCCAGGCUGUAAACUUUGGGAGAGAGUUACAACGUUUGGUUGGUUUAGACGAACAUACCCCCGUCACCUUCAGCGACAUAUCCAAGUUUGAAAAGAUUGUGAAGCGUAAAAUCAUGGUGUUGUACAGAGACGAGGGCCAGCGCCCCCUCUCUCGAUUUGAGACGGACUCACCCCAAUCAGACAAACCCCUGUAUCUGUAUCUGUCUCAGGAGCAUUACUACGGUAUUAAAAACAUCAAAGGAUUUACAGGGAGGAGAUACAUAUGCAGUUACUGCCACAUUGGAUACAACAACCCUCACAAGCACACCUGUGCCGGUCACUGCUUGGUCUGCAUCGAUCCUACAUGUAGUAAGGAAAAGAGAGAGCCCGUCUUUUGCAAAGAUUGCAACAAAAUGUGUCGCUCCCCCUCCUGUAUGGUCAGGCAUAAAAAGAGACGAAUGAAAGAUGGAAAACGAGUCAGCCUUUGUGAUCUGCAGAAAAAAUGCCCUAAAUGCAAACUGUUUUACUGUAUACCCACAUCUACGGGCUUUAAUAAGCACAAGUGUCCCCGGGCAAGAUGUAAAAUCUGCGGGGAAGCGCUACCCUCUGACUCUAAGGCAGCCGUCGAGAAUCAUCUCUGCUACAUUCAGCCUCUCCCCCGCGAUUCAGAACAUACAGACAAAUUAAUCUUCUAUGAUUUUGAGACAUUUGUUGAUGAUAGACACGUGCACGUCCCCUUCCUGGUAUGCACAAAAACGUUAAAAGGGUUAGAGUGGAUGGCCUAUGGUCAGGACUGUGUCACAGCCUUUCUCAUGCACUUCAGGAGACCCCUUUAUAGGGGCUCUACAUUCAUAGCGCAUAAUUCCAGAGGAUUUGACGGCUACCUGCUCCUUAAUGGUAUGGUAGAGUUAGGUUUACAACCCUCUAUCAUCAUGCAGGGAAGCAAAGUCCUAUGCUUCGAAGAUCCAGAUUUUAAUCUGAAAUACAUAGACUCCCUAUCCUUUCUCACCAUGCGUCUCAGCGCUAUGCCAAAAGCGCUGGGUUUCGAUGAUCAGACCAAGGGGUAUUUUCCUCACAAGUUUAGCUCUGAGAAGCGACUAAACUACAAAGGGCCCUACCCCCCACCCAGUGAUUAUGGCAUAGAGCGCAUGACGGGCGGUGAGCAAGAAAAGUUCUACGGCUGGUAUAAAGAGGCUAGUCGGAGGGUCUUUGAUUUCAAAAAGCAGGCGAUACAUUACUGCAAAAAUGACGUCGACAUCCUCUCUACAGGCUGCAUCAAAUUUAGAGAGGAGUUUCUGAGUGAGACAGGCGUUGACCCUUUUAGCCGCAUCACUAUAGCCUCAGCUUGCAUGAAGGUGUUUGUCACAAAUUUUCUGCCUCCCCGUAGCUUAGCCAUACCUUCGCCCGAUAACUACAGGCACCAAUGUAAAACUUACUCCAGAGCCAGCAUUCAAUGGUUAGAAUGGGUUUCUUACACCCAGGGGGUUUUCAUCCAACACGCUCUAAACAGAGGAGAGAAACAAAUUGGCAAGUACUAUGUAGAUGGUUAUGCAGAGGUGGGGGGUGUGAGGUACGCCUGGGAGUUUCAGGGAUGCUUUUAUCAUGGGUGCCCGACCUGCUAUGACCCUAGCGCUACUUGCCCAAUGACAAACACUCCCUACGAGGAGCUACACCUGGCUACUGAGGAGAAAAUACAGACGUUAAAGUCUGUUUACGGCGUACACACCUAUGUCAUGAGAGAGCACGAGUGGGUCGAGAUGAAAAAAUCACACCCCGGGGUAGUAAAGUUUCUCAAAACCUCUGAUUUUCCCAAACCUCUCUCCCCCCGACAGGCUCUUUUUGGCGGUAGGACGAGUGCCUUCAGGUUAAGGUACACGGCGGGGGAGGACGAGCGUGUAUUAUACGCGGACGUCACUUCUCUGUACCCGUACGUCAACAGCGUCUAUCCUUACCCUCUAGGUCAUCCCGUCAUUAUCCACAGAGACUUUGAUAACCCUGAAAACUACUACGGUCUAAUCAGGGCAGUCGUAUACCCACCUCGAGGGCUCUAUUUACCCUUGUUACCCUACAAAACGUCUAAAGGUAAACUAGUGUUUACUCUCUGUCGCACCUGUGCAGAAAUCAACAAUCAGCAGGGCGCAUGCAGACACGAUGAGGAGGACAGGGCAUUGACGGGGGUCUGCAUGCGCCCUGCUGAUUGUUGA